AUGCUCUACGCGACAUUUGCCAUCCGGGCACCCUCGUCCUUGGCCAAAAUUGGCCCGGGCUUUGACGUCACCGGGCUCGCCCUCUCCCUCUACCUCGAGCUACGUCUUCAUCGACCGCUCGAAGACGUCGUCCGACCACCCGCUCAAUUUCAGAGUCAGCUACGAGGGCGAUGGCGCCGACAGCCUGCCCCUCGACCCCCAGGCAAACCCCAUCGCCCGCGUCGCCUUCUAUGUCCUCCGCCGCCACGGCCGGCGCGUCUUCCCGUCGAGACCCAUGUCCACGUCAUUAACCCUAUCCCCCUCGGCCGAGGGCUACGCUCCUCGGGAGCCGCCGUCGUCGCCGGAGUUAUGCUCGGUGGGGAGGCCGGUGGGCUGCAUCACCUCGCUGACGAGCGUCUCUUUGACUUUUGCUUUAUGAUUGAGCGCCACCCGGACAACAUUGGCGCCACCCUCUUUGGCGGUGUCGUCGGCACUUAUCUUAAGCCCUUGAGCCCAGAGGAUGUCGCCCGAGUCGAGAUCCCGCUGAGCGGGGUCAUACCCGACCCGCAGCCGGCCGGCACCGAAGACACCGGCAAGCAGCCCCCAGAACCGCCCGUGGAAAUCGGCCACCACAUCCGCUUUCCCUGGGCAAAGGAUAUCAAGGCCGUCGCCAUCGUCCCAGAGUUUGAGGUCCCCAUCGCGCCACCUCGAGGGGUCCUGCCCGAGACGUAUCCCAGACAAGACAUCAUCUUCAAGCUCCAACGCAUCGCCUUGCUUCCCGUAGCCUUCGGCCAGUCCCCUCCCGACCCAGACCUGAUUUACCUGGCCAUGCAGGACAAGCUACAUCAGCAGUACCGGAUGGGUCUGGUCCCCGGUCUCACUGGCGGUUUGUUGGGCGUGUGUCUCUUCGGCUCGGGCCCCACCAUCCUCGCGCUGGCCAUGGACAGCUUUGAGGAGAUUGCGGAGCGUAUCAUUGGGUUGUUCCGCAAGCAGGAUAUUACUUGCAAGUGGUUGCCGCUGGAGCCAGCAGAGGGGACCAAGGUGAUUCGGUAG
Microdochium trichocladiopsis is the source of this 1032-nucleotide messenger RNA. RefSeq names its product GHMP kinase. Gene Ontology annotation, biological process: L-threonine metabolic process. The record is from RefSeq and is a predicted model, not a curated record. Gene Ontology annotation, molecular function: ATP binding; homoserine kinase activity. The transcript is spliced from 5 exons. The coding region runs from base 1 to 1032 and encodes 343 amino acids. NCBI's taxonomy places the organism in Eukaryota, Fungi, Ascomycota, Sordariomycetes, Xylariales, Microdochiaceae.